UGGAUUUUGCCCGCGGAGACGUGCCUCUCCUGGCAGAGGAUGCUCCAUCUUUAACAAGUUAUUUGGGGUCUGAUUUUCUGCCCUUUGAAGCUGAGCGUGGCCGUCUAAUCAAAAGUAAGUACAUACUUUAGAAGGAUGGCCAAUUGCGUGGCCCAUUGCGUGGCUCUUCUACGGACUGUGAGGCAACAGCGUCGGAAAUGGUGCGGGGAACGGCAGACUUUCGCUCCGAGGCCGCCAGCUUCAUGCAGGCAGCGAACUGCAGAGAGCACAUCUCUACCGCACACCACGCCGUCACAGUGUAAACAAUCCCCGAGUCUCUCGAGACCUGAGAAAGAGUGGCCGGCCUGGUAACGGAGUCGAAUAAUUCGAUUCGGCCUCCAACCGCCACCCACCAUGGCCAGCCAGCCCAUUGACACCAAGUCCUUCCAUCUCACCGCGGAACCCCAACUCUCGUCGCCUUUCUUCGGAGUGCUCCCCGCUGAAAUCCGGAACCUCAUCUACGUUGAGUUCUGGCGCCUCUCCUCUUCCCGGCAGCACAUAAUCCUUGGCCAGUAUGAUCCUAUGACCGUUCUGGAGUGGUCUCAUUUACCUUGCAUCACGGACCCGUCCGCUGAGGAUAUCCGGAUGGCCCAGUAUGCCGCCGAGAACGACUCGGCCUCCCGGACGGUCUGGGGAGCUCGGUUGAAGAGUGAGUGGUGCUUGCACUGGGCCUGUGAAGAGAAUCGGAAGGACCACCGUCAUACUGCUGCAACGAACCGGGCUGGUAGUAUUAGGUCGUCAACGAGGACCGGGUUCUUGGAUGUUCUGAGGACGUGUAAAAGGAUGUAUGUCGAGUGCCUGCCAUCGCUCUAUAGCAACACGACCUUCGUGUUCACCGACACGAACACAGCAGAGGAGUUCCUAGCUCUCUAUAGCAAGGACACGGGGCAUUACCCACUCCGCUCACUGGAACUCUGCAUCCGCGCGGCCAACAUCCUCACCGAGAUCUACUACCCGACGGGCGGGCCGGGCAGCGACGAAGGACCACCCGCCGUCUUCGCGGGCAGGGCCCGGCCCUUCCUCUCCAUGCGGAACAACCCGUGGCAGCGUGUGUGCGACCAUCUCGUGAAGCUGCCCGACCUCCAGGCGCUGCGCAUCUGGUUCGACUCGAGCGACCUGCGGCCCUGGCACAAGCGGGUCAGCGAAACACGCUUCUUCGGCAAGCUGUUCGAUGUCCGUGUGCCGGACAAGCGCCGUUUCGUGCUAGGGCUGCCAGAGCUCCCUGAGAGACGUGGCCCCGAUGCCCAGUUGUUGGAAGGGCAUUACCUGGAGGGAGAUAAACUCGAGGACGCGCCGUUUACCGUGCAGAGGGGUCCCAGGCCGAAUAACUGGCUGAUCUAUUUCCAUCAAAUCGGAGUCCGCCAGACCAUUGGCAUGUGAGAUCGCUCAGUAUAUGAAGACGUGCUAUCAUGAGAGGGCCAUCCUGGUAAGGGGACUCGUCUCAUUUAUGCGCCAACCUUUGUCUCGGUUGGGACGGAUCUCAUGUUGUAUGGCUUUGCCUCCGGCGGGUCCUCUCCUGGACGUGUUUCUUCAUGUGGACACGUAUCAGCCUCGAGGAUGCCGCAGGAUAUUCGGCGGAGAUCAUUGGGCAAGCUCAAACAAAGGAGAAUAGAAAUGCAAGUCCACAUCAUGUGAACCAAAGUUAGAGCGGCUGCCAGCGGUACCCGAUAGAACGUGAACGUGAUGGGAUGCCAGUG
Chaetomium strumarium is the source of this 1736-nucleotide messenger RNA. RefSeq lists its product as uncharacterized. The transcript has 2 exons. The coding region runs from base 394 to 1419 and encodes 341 amino acids. Lineage: Eukaryota; Fungi; Ascomycota; Sordariomycetes; Sordariales; Chaetomiaceae. The record is from RefSeq and is a predicted model, not a curated record.